Molecule: messenger RNA, 591 nt
Organism: Lodderomyces jiufengensis
Lineage: Eukaryota; Fungi; Ascomycota; Pichiomycetes; Serinales; Debaryomycetaceae
Product: peroxiredoxin
Exons: 1
Coding region: 1-591 (196 amino acids)
Biological process (GO): hydrogen peroxide catabolic process; cellular response to stress; response to oxidative stress
Cellular component (GO): cytosol
Molecular function (GO): thioredoxin peroxidase activity
Source: RefSeq, a predicted model, not a curated record
AUGGCUCCACAAAUUCAAAAACCAGCUCCUUCAUUUACAAAAACUGCUGUCGUUGAUGGUGUUUUUGAAGAAGUUUCAUUAGAACAAUACAAAGGUAAAUGGGUACUUUUAGCAUUUUUCCCAUUAGCUUGGACUUUUGUUUGUCCAACUGAAAUUAUUGCUUAUUCAGAUGCUUUCAAAAAAUUUGCUGAUAAAGAUACCGAAGUUUUAUUUGCUUCAACUGAUUCAGAAUAUACUUUAUUAGCUUGGAAUAAUGCUGCCAGAAAAGAUGGUGGUUUAGGAAAAUUAAAUAUUCCAUUAGUUGCUGAUACUAAUCAUUCAUUAGCAAAAGAUUAUGGUGUUUUACUUGAAGAUGAAGGUGUUGCUUUAAGAGGUAUCUUUUUAAUUGAUCCAAAAGGUAUUUUAAGACAAAUUACUAUUAAUGAUUUACCAGUUGGUAGAUCAGUUGAUGAAUCAUUAAGAUUAGUCGAAGCUUUCCAAUUUACUGAAAAAUACGGUGAAGUUUGUCCAGCAAACUGGCAACCAGGUUCAGAAACAAUCAAAGCCACUCCAAAUGACUCAAAAGAAUAUUUCUCAAAAGUUAAUAAAUAA